Anisakis simplex (herring worm) is the source of this 1506-nucleotide messenger RNA. The record is from the annotation of a GenBank genome assembly. Lineage: Eukaryota; Metazoa; Nematoda; Chromadorea; Rhabditida; Anisakidae.
AUGGCUCAUUUGUGGAUCGCAGUUUUAGCACUUUUAAUCGUCUUCGCUUUUCUUCUUCGACACAUUUACAUACAUCGAACAUUUUGGAAGGGACGUCACAUAACUGGCCCAGAGCCGUCGUUUUGGUGUGGUAAUUUGAAGGAUCUUAGUCGACCUGAAUAUGCGGCACCAUUACAAAUUCGUGACUGGACGAAACAGUAUGGCAAAGUAUAUGGCAUUCAAGAAGGAUGGCAAAAUGUUCUGGUUAUAAGUGAUUUGGACAUGAUGCAAGAUUUGUUCUUGAAAAAAUUUGAGCAGUUUUAUGGUCGUAAGGAAGUGUUAUACAUUGAUGAUGUUGACAAAGAGGAACGUGUUCACGUGUUCGCGGCUCGAGGUUUACGUUGGAAGCGAUUGAGGGCACUAUCAAAUCCUACUUUUUCAAUAAAAGGUACAGUCGAAGAUUCAGUGAAGGUCAUGCUGGGUUACAUGUUAGAACACGUUGAUAAGCAAAAAUCAUUCAAUAUUCAUACAUAUUACCAAGAAUUAACAAUGGACGUAAUUGCACGUAUAUCGAUGGGCUUUAAAGAAUCACAACAAUUCCAUAACGAAUAUUUGGAGGCUGUUAAAGAAAUGUUUAGCCGGGAAUCGGAUAACCCUGUUGUAUUCCUCAUACGUCUUCUGCCACCACCAUUAAAAUCGCUCGUCCGAAAAAUUAUUCAACUGACCGGUCGACUUGGUUCAAUGCCAUUUUUCCGCUUACAAGAUCAAAUCGAAAAAGCCGUAAAUGAACGAAGGGAACUUCGGAAUUUGAAUGGAUCGGAUCAUCACGAAGCAGCCGAUUUCAUCGAUCUUUUCCUCGAUGUUGAAUCUGAUGUUGAACUGACAACUGGUGCGUUCGACAGAAGUAACAUCAAGGUGGAAAAGAAGUUGAGUGCAGAUGAAGUGGUAAUGCAGUGUUUCGUGUUUCUAUUGGCUGGUUUCGAUACGACUGCAAACUCGUUGGCAUAUGCCUCAUUUUGCAUAGCAAAAAAUCAAGAAGUGCGAAAACGAAUUCAACAAGAAAUCGAUGAAGUUUGUGUGGAUGAAGAAAUAAGCUACGAACAAAUACAGAAAAUGAGAUACUUAGAUAUGGUCGUUAAAGAGGCUCUACGGCUCUAUCCACUCGCUGCGGUUGCCAGUUCACGUACAUGUAUGGAAGCGACAACAAUUGGUGAUAUUGAGAUCGAUAAAGGCGUCGGUGUUGUGGCGGAUGUGUUCUCGGUACAUUACAGUAAGGAAGUCUGGGGUAAAGACGCCGAAGAAUUCCGUCCGGAAAGAUGGGAAAAUCUUCAACGUCAUCCACUAGCAUGGUUGCCGUUUGGUGCGGGUCCAAGAAUAUGCAUUGGAAAAAGAUUGGCCGAUAUGGAAGAGAAACUUGCUUUGAUACACAUUCUUCGACAAUACGACAUUGUCGCAGCUCCAGAUACUGAGGUCCUCAUCAAUAACUGCGCUUAUUUGCUCAAUUCAUUUGUUUCUAAACGACCAUAA